GGGUCAUGCGCGCUGUGCCGAGGGCGGCGUUUGUGUGCGUGCUGGCGCUCGCGGCGGCGCCCUCGGCGGCGUCGCUCGCCGGCACGCAGGCUGCGGGCGCGAGGAACGGCAGCCAGUGGGGCCUCGGCUGGCUCUGGGGCGCGCUGGGCAUGGACGGCGCGAAGGAGUACGCCGAGGCAGAGGGCGCCGCCGCCGAGCUCGACGCGCUGCCCGUGGCCGCGGACGCCAAAGCCGACUCGCCGGCCUCCAGCGGCGGCCUGGUGGAGAAGGCCGGCGUGGUCACCGUGACGCUGGACUCGAACCUGCAGACCUCCAGGAAGGACAUGAAUGUCAGCGCCCGGCACCUCAUCAGGCACAAUUGCGCCCAGUGCGAUCCACCUACCGCCUGCGAAGACGUCGUGACGGUGUCGGAGUCCUACAUGAGCGGCAGGGCGGGCCAGGCGAGCGUGCAAGAUGGCCUCUGCACCCAGCCUGCAGCGCAGAGUGCGUUGCAGGCCCAGGGCCCCGUCGGCAAGGUGCCGACGGCGCUGAGGGAGAACCUGCAGGGAUGA
This is a messenger RNA of Prorocentrum cordatum, 551 nucleotides long. The record is from the annotation of a GenBank genome assembly. Lineage: Eukaryota; Dinophyceae; Prorocentrales; Prorocentraceae.